This is a messenger RNA of Liolophura sinensis, 3020 nucleotides long. RefSeq lists its product as uncharacterized. Gene Ontology annotation, cellular component: nucleus. Gene Ontology annotation, molecular function: DNA binding. Lineage: Eukaryota; Metazoa; Mollusca; Polyplacophora; Chitonida; Chitonidae. The transcript is spliced from 4 exons. The coding region runs from base 153 to 1484 and encodes 443 amino acids. The record is from RefSeq and is a predicted model, not a curated record.
GGAAAGGACGCUAAAUAACAAAUGUAGAUGCUUCGGAGGGAUGUGGCAAUCUGUAGUUUUUGUGUGCAAGAUAUCCGCCAAAUAGCAUCUGUUUUAAGGGAUUCAUCGAAUGACUAGGACCCACUUUUACGCAGACUGCGCACAUAGCUAACAUGGGGGUAUCACUAGAGAGGGUGCAGUUCAAAUUUGCCUCCAUCAUUGGAGAGCUCUGCAGUGAUCCAGAUGUAUUGUCACAGUUUGCAGUGUGGUUAGAUCUCAGACUAGCAGAGUACAAGUUAAAAGGGGCCAUAUCACUGGAUUGUUCCGGUGAAGAGCCAAACCCAUUAUGGCUGAAAGGGAUCAACAAAGGGAAAAAUAAAGCGGUAGAUGAUCCUGUCACCCCCCACAGAUCUAAUAGGACAAGCCGAGAGCGAGCGAGGGACCCCUUCCCUCAUCACAUGACCUCCCCCAGUCAGACAGAAGCAAAUCCAAGCCCCAUGGAAAGAAUGUCACCGGAAGUGGUCAUCAAGGAAGAGCCAUCUGACAUUUACCCAAUACAGGUUCAUGCUCAUCAAAAUGUGAACGCAUCAUUCUCUUCUGGCAGCAGACGCAAACGUUCAGCAGCCGAGACAUUAACAGGUGACAGCUGGUCGCAAGAAAUUCAUGACAUUUCCUCAUUAUCAUCAUCUUCGUCUCCCAAACACAAACGACUUUCAUCCACAGGUGAUUCCCCAUCAAAUCAAAGUCUCAUGUCAGUUAUUGGUGGUUUCCAUGACAAUGCAGAAGAGAGCACCAGUAAGGGAGAUAACUCUUAUAAUCCUCUUGAAAGCAGUGGCAACUCUGCUAGCAAUGCUACUGCUAUGUACCAAAGUGACAUAUCACCUGACUUUACUGCUGAGCCUUCAUGCAGUUUCAACCAACCAUCCUCUUCUCAGGACUAUGACAUAAGCAUUCAGGACCCAGCGCAGCAAAUUCAAUCAGAGUCCUCCGAAAAUAGCUCAGCAAAUGAUGACUUUAGUGUAAGCCACUGUGCCUUGACCUCGUCCAAAAAACGGAAAGUUCUCACCCUUCAAGAACGCAUGAAGGUGAUUCAAAUGGCAGAGAAAUGGAAAAAAAGCACAAGAAAAAUUGCAAGGGAACUUGGCGUCGGCAAAUCUCAAAUCCAGAUGAUUCUGAAACGACGAGACAAAAUGUUGGAGAGUUUCAAUAGCAAUGUGCCUGGCCACCGUAAGCGACAUCGCUUCUCUUGCAACAAUGACAUGAACCAAAUGUGUUGGGAAUGGUUCCACAAGUUGCAAAGUCGAGGUGUUCGCAUCACAGGCCCACAGCUACAGGUCAAAGCCUUGGAACUUGCCAACAAACUCGGGAACAAGUCAUUCAAGGCCUCCAGUGGCUGGUUGGAAUGUUUCGUGAAGCGCAAUAACAUAUCGUUGGGAAAAAAACCAACACCACAAACUCCAUCGGUAAGGAUCAGACAUCAGUCUUACGAUCGCCGAAAGGUUUGAGCGCAACCAGUGUGGAUGCCAGCAGCUGAACAGAUAAUGCGAACACGGCCAAGGCUUGCUUGUUCAGCAGACAUUUUAAUUGCAAUGAAUGCAGUGGAUAUUGAAAAUUCUUCGGACACGGUGAUUUCCAUGGAUUCCACAAAUGCUGAAAAUACAGUGGAUACCUUGGAUAAGUUUCCUUCCAGAAAUACCAUAUGAUGGAUACUGUUCAUGAUUUUAUUAAAGAAAUCUAAAUGAACACACACCAGAAUACACGUGGAACCCAAUAAUCUGUUUUUUUGUUAAUCAUUUUUGACUUGAUUUGCUUCUGUGAGAAUGAUGGAAGAUAUGCAUGCAGCUGUGGUUUGACCAUGCAUCUACAAGUGGUUCGACCAUGCAUCUACAAGUGAUUUGACCACGCGUUUCUGAAGUUAUAAGUACAGUGCACAGUUUUCAAUCUUGCCACAUUCCAAAGAAUCUUCAAUAGAAUGUCAUGAUUGGAACCUUUUAACUGGCAUGCAUUUUACCUUUUAAAAUGAAAGUAAAAUUCAAAAUUGUUCUUAUACAGUUGUAUGCAUGCAUAUACAUGUGUGCAGGAAAUUCUGAGGGUGCUGAAAGUUUGAACUUUUUUUUUUACAGAAAAGUGUAUUUAUAAUGUGAAAAAAUUAGCUUCAUGUUAAUUCCUGGUACUGUUUGUGAGGGAUGUUUUGGUAAAUUUUUACUGUAUACCCUUGAUUUAUACUGGCAUUUGCACCACAAGGUAUUGAUGCUUGUGUCUAACCUAUUGCUGUUUUAUUGAUAAACCUAUUAAGUUUCAUAUCCUCUAUAUUUUUGUAUGUGUUUAUACAUAACAUGUGUAGUGAUUCUGAAGGUGCUAAGUUAUGUGGCUAUAAUACAUUCCUGUGGUGGCGGAAUGGAGAGAGCGGGGUGUUUAAACAGCAUCUAUAUUUUUAGUCUGGUUAGUUUCCUCCAGUCAGAAACAUGGUUGAUGUCGUGGAAAUGAUCAGAAAUAAGAUUGAUUAUAGCUUAAAACAGCAGACAAAUAAAUGAAUAUAUCUCUAUAUAAUAUAUUAACUGGUAUUGAACUUGUAGUAGUUUUGUGCGAUGAGGUACUUCAGUUCUUAAGCCCAAGAUACAUUUGCACUGUAAAAAGUGGCAAGAAAAAAGCAUCCGUUAGAACCAGCGGACUUGAGCUAUGGGAUUGAAUCCCAUUUUAAAUACAUGGCACCAGGGAAUACCUGUAACACUGUAAUGUACAGGUACUAAGGAAUAAUUGAAUGUUCACACCCUUUUUUUUUUCCUACAAGGUUUUUUUUUUCUCCUCUUUCUGUAAGAGUAAUUUUGAUUACUUUAUUUUUUACAACUAAAUGUUACAGUAUUUCAUAUGAACUUCAGCAUUUUUUCAAGCGACAAAUUUUAGCUGAUUCUGGUUAGUUCAACCACUUUACAAAGGCCAUUUAAGAGAUUUUUGAGUUAAUUUUGAUUAGUGUGUUAGGAGAUAAACUUAAGUUUUGGCAAAAUUUGGCAUCGCAAAAAUCCUACUAAGGCCUUUGUGUG